Messenger RNA from Actinia tenebrosa (Australian red waratah sea anemone), 1453 nucleotides. RefSeq names its product trypsin. Gene Ontology annotation, biological process: proteolysis. Gene Ontology annotation, molecular function: serine-type endopeptidase activity. The record is from RefSeq and is a predicted model, not a curated record. NCBI's taxonomy places the organism in Eukaryota, Metazoa, Cnidaria, Anthozoa, Actiniaria, Actiniidae.
ACGUUUUACUCAAAGGAAUCGCAUAUAAAGUAUUUAUAUCAGCAAAGACUUCAAAAUAACAAACUGCAAGACAUCAGUUACUCCAAGGUAAAUUGUAACGUCAACGAAUUUACCGUCACUAUCUCGUUAACCUCAACCAUCUCGUCUGUAUCGUCUACAAACCACCUCUCUUGCCUCAGAGCUCAAGGAUAAUCCUUGCUGUACGUACGAAGAUGGAGAUUAGAGUGAUUUUGGCGUUGUCUUUUUUGUGUACUGUUGCAGCUAGUGUACCAAGUAUUGAUGAACUAAAUGAACUGUACAAGCAAGAACACGUAAGGAACAAGCGGUCUGAUUGUGUAGAUCAGAUGGACUAUUGCUCAUCGUACAAACCGUAUUGCAACGACCCGGCAUAUAAAGAUUACCUGAUGAAAGAGUGCAAGAAAACAUGCGGCUUUUGUACAAAGCCCUGCUUGGACAGGUACCCAAAGUGUACUGUUUAUCUGAGUUCCUGUGCCAUAGAUAGUUACAGAAAAUCACUGGAGUACUACUGCUCAAAAACUUGUGGGUUUUGCCAAGUACCAACAACUACACAGCCUCCAACAACAUUACCGAGAACGGAAAAACCUAUCGAUCAUGGUAACAUCAAAUGUGGAACAAAAGGCAAGGGGAACACGAGAAUAGUCGGCGGCACUCGAGCCAAAAAAGGAGCCUGGCCUUGGCAAAUCUCAAUGAACUACAAGAAUAACAAAGCAGCCAAGACCCCUCAUUGGUGUGGAGGUUCUGUUGUGGCUAGACAAUGGAUCGUUACUGCUGCUCACUGCUUUGUUUAUGGGGACAACCCCGAUGACUAUACCGUGGUGAUGGGUGAACACGAUCUGAAUGUCACUGAUGGCUAUGAGCAGAAAAUAGGCAUUGAACGUAUCAUCAAGCAUCCAUUCUACGACGCCUACAAUAACCACGACUAUGACGUGGCUUUGAUCAAACUGAAGUCCAACCUGAUCUUCAAUGAUCGAGUACGACCAGUAUGCCUGCCUUCAAACGAUUAUCCAGCAGGGACUAACUGCUAUAUCAGUGGAUGGGGACAUCUCUUUGAGUCAGGUCACGGACCAUGGGUACUGCACCAGGCAAUGGUUCCCUUGGUCUCACGAAGUGUUUGUCAAAAAUCCUAUGAUGAUCUUCGCUACAAGUUAACAGCACGCAUGCGCUGUGCCGGUAAUGGAAUUGGCGGGAUCGACGCAUGUCAAGGAGAUAGUGGCGGACCGCUGGUCUGUAGGACUGGGGAUACUUGGUAUCUAAUGGGCGCCAUUAGCUGGGGAAUCGGCUGCGCGCGCAAGAACAGAUAUGGUGUGUACGCUGACAUGAUGGAUCUGAAGUACUGGGUACAAGGAACUAUACAUGUAAAUUAAGAAGAUUAAGCACCUUUACUCACAUUAAAAGAUAUCAAUAAACAUGCGCCAAGCGUCUUCUAAAUGAA